AUGGCUAGUAUUGUCUAUAACCUUCCCUGUGAAGACUCUAUUCCAGAGUUCUUUGGUAAUCGAGUUCCACUUCUUGUAAAUUUGCCUGCCACGUCAGAUGAGCCUAGCCGGAGCGCAGAGGACGAUGAGCGGAAGCAGAGAAGGAAAAUUUCGAACCGAGAGUCAGCUCGGAGAUCGCGUAUGAGGAAAAGGCGACACCUGGACGAGCUGUGGUCCAUGCUUGUUCAGCUCGUCAAUGAGAACCAUUGCCUGGUCGAUGAGCUAAACCGAGCCAGGGAGGGUUAUAAGAUGGUUGUAGAAGAGAACACGAAACUUCGACAAGAAAAUUCCAAUUCGAUGAAGAUGAUUGGUGAGAUGGGGCUUAAUAGGUUUAACGUUAAAACAAAAAGUUUCUUAACGUAG
Messenger RNA from Eutrema salsugineum, 402 nucleotides. Its product is annotated as basic leucine zipper 8. Bases 1 to 402 code for a protein of 133 amino acids. The transcript has a single exon. Gene Ontology annotation, biological process: regulation of DNA-templated transcription. The record is from RefSeq and is a predicted model, not a curated record. Gene Ontology annotation, molecular function: DNA-binding transcription factor activity. Lineage: Eukaryota; Viridiplantae; Streptophyta; Magnoliopsida; Brassicales; Brassicaceae.